Paramecium octaurelia is the source of this 559-nucleotide messenger RNA. Lineage: Eukaryota; Ciliophora; Oligohymenophorea; Peniculida; Parameciidae. The record is from the annotation of a GenBank genome assembly.
UGAUAUGGCAAAAAAAGUUUUGCAAUUGUUGUCCAACUUAAGUGUUUAAAUAGUUAAAAGUAAAUCUAGUGAUGAAGAUAUCGAAAAACAAUAAAGUUUGAAUUGGCAAUAAUUUUGUCUGACUUAACAAACGAGAGAAACACCUUGUAUUUUAUUGUAUCACUCAAAUUUAAGGUCUGAUUAAAGAUAAAAUCUUGAAUAAGCCAUAUUGAAUUAUUAAGCAUUAUCGAAGAAUCACAAGGAAAGGUGGAAUAUCAUGCAGCAGAAGUUAAGAAAAAUUAAGUAUUUUAUUUGAUUACAAUUUAGAAGGAUAAGAUCAAUGGUGUAGAUAUUUGCAAGACAUCUAUUAAAUGGAUACCUAAUCAAGAGUUCAAACACAAGAUUUAAUUUCGAGAUUUUCAGAUCAUCUCUAAGACAAGAUUGUCACACUAAAAGAAUAUCUUAGAGAGACGCUCUAAUUAAAUUGAGAUUAAAAACAUUUCAUAUUAUCAAUUAAUUUAAAAUUAACUCCUUAGAUGUCAACAAUAAAGGGCAUAGAUAAAAUGCAAAGUUGAAUUGA